Molecule: messenger RNA, 252 nt
Organism: Ostertagia ostertagi
Lineage: Eukaryota; Metazoa; Nematoda; Chromadorea; Rhabditida; Trichostrongylidae
Source: the annotation of a GenBank genome assembly
AUGCUAGCGCUUGCCACGAUUACGUACUUGACGCUCCUCGUCACAUCUGGAUGGGCAUCCAUGUGCUCGGACGCCGAUGGAAUGAAUGAUGAACUAAGACAGGUUUUCGUUGACCAACACAAUAUGUAUCGCUCACAAAUUGCCAAAGGACAAGCCAAAAAUAAGCUCGGGUGGUUACGCUCCAAAGGCGGCAAGGAUGCUGAAGAUGGUACGACUGCGAUGGUUUCCAGUAUUUUUCUGCGAUUAAAAUAA